UUCAAAUUUGCCCUAAUCUGGGAAGCUAAGCUAGGGGAUGGCGGCGGCAGUGGCAUCAUCGCCUUCGCCCUCGCCAGCCGAGAGGCGAGGAAUUCCGGCGGCGCCGUUUGUUGAAGAUGUCCAGGUGUUCUUGGAGAAGACGGCCUCCGAUGCGUCGAGCGCGCUCGUUUCUCUUCAAGACAGACUUCAGCAAUACAAACUCGCGGAAAUGAAACUGCUAGCGCAAAGAAGAGACCUUCAGGCUAAAAUUCCAGACAUAAAGAAAUGCCUGGAUAUCGUCGAGGCACUGUUGAGCAAGAAGAGUUCAGGCGAGGAACCAAUGACGGUGGAUUUCGAGCUAGCCGAAGGGAUCUACUCGCAAGCGCGUGUAGACGAUGGAGACUCCGUUUGUUUGUGGCUGGGUGCCAAUGUGAUGCUCGAAUACUCAUACGACGAGGCACUGUUGCUCUUAAAGAAGAACCUGGAGAACGCAAACUCCAGCCUUGAGGCAAUCAUCGAAGAUCUCAAGUUCAUACGAGACCAAGUUACCGUGACCGAGGUGACAAUCGCGAGAGUGUACAAUUGGGAUGUACAUAACCGCCGCAAGUCAAAACAAAAGGACGAGCCCUGAAGAACACACCGUUAAAAUUCUUUGGGAUUUGAGAUAGUUAAAUUCGACGGUUAUGCUUUGUCCA
Messenger RNA from Selaginella moellendorffii, 674 nucleotides. Its product is annotated as probable prefoldin subunit 3. Gene Ontology annotation, cellular component: prefoldin complex; cytoplasm. Gene Ontology annotation, biological process: microtubule-based process; tubulin complex assembly; protein folding. Bases 38 to 610 code for a protein of 190 amino acids. The record is from RefSeq and is a predicted model, not a curated record. The transcript is spliced from 6 exons. Gene Ontology annotation, molecular function: tubulin binding. Lineage: Eukaryota; Viridiplantae; Streptophyta; Lycopodiopsida; Selaginellales; Selaginellaceae.